Molecule: messenger RNA, 1873 nt
Organism: Exserohilum turcica Et28A
Lineage: Eukaryota; Fungi; Ascomycota; Dothideomycetes; Pleosporales; Pleosporaceae
Exons: 2
Coding region: 31-1581 (516 amino acids)
Biological process (GO): prenylcysteine catabolic process; prenylated protein catabolic process
Molecular function (GO): prenylcysteine oxidase activity
Source: RefSeq, a predicted model, not a curated record
CUUCUUACUGAAACGCGCGUGAUUAACACAAUGCGGUUGCUGCGCGUGGCUCCGCUGCUGCCGCUCGCAGGUGCUCUCAUCACGCGCGAUGUGCCUCCACGCGCAAAGCAGGUUGCCAUCAUUGGCGCAGGAGCAGGUGGCUCAUCGACUGCCUACCAUCUCGCCCAGUAUGCUGCCGAAGCAGGCAUUCCCGCCAAUAUUACCGUGUUCGAGCGUAACGACUACAUCGGCGGGCGCACCACCACUGUUCAUCCGUGGGAUGACCAGACCAUUUUCGUCGAGCUUGGCGGCUCUAUCUUCGUCCAGGCAAACCGCAUCAUGGUGAAGGCCAUGGAAGACUUCAACCUCUCGCAUGUUGGCCAGGAUCUUGCAGAGGAACUCGGGCUGCCAGAUCUUGGAAUCUGGAAUAGCGAGGAGUUUAUUGUUGUAACAAAAUCAGACGAAAGCUGGUGGGAUACAGCAAAGUUGCUAUGGAGAUACGGUACGGCGCCAAUAUGGACGAACCGGCUGAUGAAGGGUGUUGUGGGCCAGUUCUUGUCCAUGUACGAAGAGCCGAUAUUCCCAUGGAAGAGCCUGACUGGUGCCGUUCAGGCUGUGGGCCUGGCGGGCGCCGUGGGCGUGACGGGCGAACAGUACCUCAAAGCGAACGGAAUUGGAGAGGCCUUCUCGAAAGAGAUUAUCCAAGCGAGCACUCGAGUCAACUACGCGUCAAACCUGCCAUUCAUACAUGGUGUGGAGACAAUGGUUUGCAUGGCUACUAAUGGCGCUACGCAAAUCCAAGGUGGUAACUGGCAGAUUUUCGCCCACAUGCUGAAGGCUGUCCACGCCAAUGUCUAUCUCAACACAUCCGUCAGCCGAAUCUCAAAACAAGCCGACGGCAACUACAUGGUUACUACAAAUAGGGGUCACACAUCAUCCUUCGACGAAGUCAUCGUUGCGACGCCUCUACAAUACUCGGAUCUUGUCAUCGAUCCUGCGCCACAGCACAUUCCCGACGAAAUUCCGUAUACGAACUUGCAUGUAACACUGUUUGCGACACCUUUCCGACUUAGUGGCAAGGCUUUCAACCUCGACUCCAAGGCGCCCGUACCAGAAACCAUUCUCACCACUCUACCCCCAUCUGAAGUCCCUGUAGAUGGCGUUGGCUCUCCUGAAUUCUAUAGCAUCUCCAUCACCAAUACCGGCCUCAACCCGCAGUCAUCACCGCCUCGGUUCGAGCACAUCUACAAAGUAUUCUCCACCUCUCCUGUCACUGCCUCCUUCCUCUCCAACAUGCUCGGCCAAGAGGUUUCUGACGAGGAAGCUGAGCACGGCAAAGCCAACGGAACUGUGAGCUGGAUCCACCACAAGGUUUGGAAUGCGUAUCCGCGAGAAUACCCACGCGUUACUUUUGAAGAAAUCAAGCUUGACCAUAGCUUGUGGUAUACCAGUGGCAUAGAGAGCUUCAUCAGCACCAUGGAAACUAGUGCUUUGAGUGGCAGGAACGUGGCCAAGCUAAUAGCAAACGAGUGGGUGGGUGUCGAUUCCAAGGAGGGAUAUUCCAACGCUGCAAACGAUGAAGGCUACCAAGUUGAGCUAUGAGAAGGACAGCUUGCCAUUAUUGCUGCAUAACAUGCUUACUUCGCUGAAAAGCCCUUAUGAUACAUGUGAGUUUUUUUUUAGGCAAGAUCAACACGCAUUCCUAGUGAAACAGAAUGGGAUUGGUGUGUGCUUUCUUUAGCGCGAGACUUUACAAUGUUUCUUCUUUUCUUUGUGAAGUGCUUGAUACAGAUGCGUUUCGUAUCAGGCGAGAGACGAGCUUCAUCGCAGUAUGAGCGUUAAUGUCUGCAGGACGGGCAAAUGAGAAGUUAUACGAUAAAUGAAUGUUUUGUUC